Molecule: messenger RNA, 1059 nt
Organism: Durusdinium trenchii
Lineage: Eukaryota; Dinophyceae; Suessiales; Symbiodiniaceae
Source: the annotation of a GenBank genome assembly
CGAGCUCGGGUUUUUACUCUGCCAACACUUUUGGCGUAGAAGUUGGCGGCAGUGCCAUUUAGCGUCCGCCUGAUGUCUGUGGACGCCUGGAUCAUCAUUGAUGAAGGCGGUGUGCUCCGAAUGCUCGACGACGAUGAGGUGAAUGAGAUGAUUGGCAUCCGCCGGGGCCUUCCAGAAGAAGCCAUUGACAACUACACGGUAUGCUACACCUUCACGGGAGCACAGUUGCUGGAAGAUGAGGUGCAGGGCAAAUGCACAAUCUGCAUGGAGGAGUUCGUGGGUGGUGAUAGCUUGCGCUGUCUACCUUGCCUCCACUCCUACCAUGUCCCAUGCAUUGACAAAUGGCUGUCUUUGAGCCAGGCAUGCCCCGUCUGCAAGCACAACGUGAUGGCAACCACGACGCCAUGCUUCGAUUCGCCCACUGGGCAGAUGAGAUGUCCCGUUCCACCACUCUCUACGGCCUGGCAGUUCAACCGUUUAGCCCGUCCGAGCUUUCAAGUGAUGCCGCGUCUACCUUUGCUCCGGGCCCCUCUUCCACAUUCAUCUGCCCGAGUGAAUGCACCGCAGAGGACCUACCCCUCAUCCGCAGGGUCCGCAGGGUCCACGGUGUCGUUGCACAGAGGUGCCGUGCCUGCAGUACCUACACCAAGCAUGCGCAGCAUGCUUGUCCGCGCGCCCACUUUUGUGGCAACACCGAUGCCCAGCCAAGUGGUUCCGACAGCAGUGGCGUCAGUAGCGGAGGAAAGUGAGAGCGAGAGUAGUUCGAGAGGAAGCAGCACGAGCAGCAGUGGCAACAGUUCACCGUAGCCAUGCCCUAGUAGGCACUGGCCAGCAGGAGCUGUGCAGGGUGCAAACACGCAUCCUCAACAGGAAAAAGGUGCAGAUGUCGAUGUGAUGCAUCAGGGAAUUACCUUGAAAACCAGGCUAAGGGCAGACUUUGGGUUUCUAGACAAGCAGAUUACCUGCCAGACAGGGAGGAUAAAAACAGACUGAACAAAUUCUCAUCAGCCCGAUGCCAGGUGAAGUGGGAGGAGGUGAACCAAAGCAUGUGAAAGGUGC